Molecule: messenger RNA, 2205 nt
Organism: Nymphalis io (European peacock)
Lineage: Eukaryota; Metazoa; Arthropoda; Insecta; Lepidoptera; Nymphalidae
Product: gastrula zinc finger protein XlCGF26.1-like
Exons: 5
Coding region: 377-1783 (468 amino acids)
Biological process (GO): regulation of DNA-templated transcription
Cellular component (GO): nucleus
Molecular function (GO): zinc ion binding; RNA polymerase II cis-regulatory region sequence-specific DNA binding; DNA-binding transcription factor activity, RNA polymerase II-specific
Source: RefSeq, a predicted model, not a curated record
AACAACAUUCCAAUUUGAAAUUCCAAUUUCCAUUUAAUAAAAUUAAUUAAUUUACGAAACAAACUAAUUUAUAAUUAUAAAAAAAUGAAUAUUAUUAAAGGGAAAGGGCCUAUUUACGACCCAGGCAUAUGUAGAUGUUGUGGAGCUGUUAAGAAAUGUCGUCUUUUAAACACUGAAUACGUAGGAUUGGGUCGAAAGGAGGUGUACGCAGAUAUGUUUGUGGAUUGUUUUGGCUUAGUGCUGUCACACUUGGACGGUGAACCGGAGGAACGUCUAAUCUGUGCUACAUGUGUAAUUCGCUUGAGAGAGGCAAGCUGUUUCCGGCAACAAGUGCUCGAGUGUGAAGAGAAGCUCUUGAGAUCGAAGAUAGUCGUCCAUGAAGGUUGAGAGUAAUAAGAGCAUUGAAGUGAUAGCUGACGAUCAAAAUAAUGAACAAGAUGAUUUUAAGCAACCGAACGAACAGAUAGAAGUGUCUGAUAUCAAUAUCAUUGUCACAGAGCCCUUACAGACGUCCUCGUAUGAACAACCAGAAACGCCUUCGGAAUAUCCAAAAUGUGAAGAUAAGCCGAAGCUGAAGAGAAGCUUACGAAGCAAAGCGAUGGCACCGAUGGAAGUCUUGAAAAAAAGGAGUCGAAUGACCACAAGAAGGAUGACAGCAAAGAACAGGCAUGCAGAAAAUACAAAGAUUAAAGACAAAGAACCAAUCGUAAAAGAAAGUCUUGAAAAGGACAAAUCGAUACUAAAUAUAAUUACGAUAAUUGAGAAUUCCUAUGCGUAUCCAUUUAACUCAUUCUUCAAUAAUUAUUAUUGUUCGUACUGCAGACAAAAGUUCUUGGACUGUAGGAAGCUUCGAGAUCAUUCCUUGACUCACGAUCCCGCUACGUACAUGGAAAUUCUUGUAAAUAACACUCGUCUCGAUAACAAAAUAUGUCAAAUCGAUUUUUACAGAAUCGAUUGUCGACUCUGUAACGAAAACAUCGAUACUAUCGAUACAUUAAAGUAUCAUAUUAUAAAUGUCCACGGAAAAACUAUGUAUCCUGUCAAAGAAGAUUUUUUAAAAUUUCGUCUAACACCGACGAAUUUGAAAUGCACAGAGUGUGACAGGACGUUCAGCUUUUUUCACACUUUGAAGAAACAUAUGGCGGAACAUUUCGGAGACUGUAUAUGUGAUGUGUGUGGGGCUCAUUACUUCGAAGAACGAAUGUUAAGAGCACACAUGAAAAGCCACCAGGGAUCUAACGCAAUUUUUUCUUGCAAACAGUGCGGAAAAUCAUUUAAAUCCAAAUACAAUUUGUGCAUUCACAUCGCUCGCUCACACACAAAGGAGGCUCGAUAUUUGUGUACUAAAUGCGAUGAAACUUUUUUUUCCGAUACUCUUCGGCAAAAGCACAUGAUAGACGUACACGGCGAAGAAUCAAUUUUUAAAUGUGAUCACUGUGAUAAAGUAUAUGUCAGCAAGAAGGCCCUACGAGAUCAUAAUAGAAGAAUACAUUUAAAAUUACUGAAACAUCAGUGCAAUUUGUGUGAAAAAAGGUUUUACUUGCCAUGUAUACUGAAAGAACACAUGUCAAGUCAUACGGGUGAAAGGAAUUUUAGAUGUGAACACUGUGGGAAAAGUUAUCUGAGGCUAAGAGCUUUAAAAGUGCACAUGCAAUCACAUACCAGUGAAAAAAAAUAUAAAUGCAAUAUGUGCAACGCGUCCUAUAGUCAAAAUGUCUGCUUGAAGAAUCAUAUAAAAAGGCAACACCAGCAUUUAGAGUCUGAAGAGAGUUUUCAAGAAUAAUUAUUUAAUAAUAAUGUCCUCCUGACCGAUUUCGGCCACGGCGGCCAAUCUCAAGAGAUAUUAGCCAACUACGCAGGAGAUAUUAUAGUGCACAAGUGUGUGCGCAAACACAGGUGCACUCUCUAUUCCUUAACUCUCAUAAUCCGAUAGGCCGCCAAUCCGACACGACCGGAAAGAGUUCAGGCGCAGGACCAACGGCUUUACGUGUUCUAAGCAGUGUUCACACUUCUAACUUCCAGACUCCAGGCUGCUACUGAGAAUUUUCUGACAGAAAAACCCAAUAACUUUUUAUUGGCCCAACCUGGGAAUCGAACCCAGGACCUCCGGGUCUGCGGCCUUAUAUCAAGCCACUAGACCAACGAGGCAGUCAUAAUUAUUUAAAAAUAAGUAAUAAAUGCACAUCCAUAGUAUUAAGUGUAACU